GGGGCGCCCAGUCCCGCCGGGGGUUGGCGGCUCGGGGCGAAGCCGAGCCGGGCACAGACGUGAACCCGGGAGGAGGAAGAAGAAGAGGAGGAGGAGAAAAAGAAAAAGGAGGAGAAGGAGAAGGCGGCGGGGCUGGGGCUCGCAGGAUGGCGGCGGGGUGGCGGGUGCUGGCGGCGCUGCUGGUGGCCGCCCUGGCUCGCUGCUACAACGUGGACCUGCGGCUCCCGGUGGUCUUCCAGGGCCCCAACGGGUCCUUCUUCGGGUACUCGGUGCUGCAGCACUACCACGACAGCACCCGGUGGGUCUUGGUUGGAGCUCCCAAGGCAGACUCUAAAUACAGCACCUCUGUUCAGUCGCCAGGAGCAGUGUUUAAAUGUCGAGUCCACACCAAUCCUGACAGAAGAUGCACAGAGCUGGAUAUGGGUCGAGGCAAUUCUCGGGGCGUGCUCUGUGGAAAGACCUGUAAAGAAGACAGAGAUGAUGAAUGGAUGGGCGUGAGCCUGGCUAGACAGCCUAAGGCUGGUGGAAGUGUGCUGGCCUGUGCACACCGCUGGAAAAACAUCUACUAUGAGACAGAGUACAUCCUACCCCAUGGCUUCUGCAACAUCAUUCCCCCCAACCUGCAGCCCAACGGGCGGAAGCUCUUGCCCUGCUACGAAGAGUACAAGAAGAAGUACGGGGAGGAGCACGGUUCAUGCCAGGCGGGGAUCGCGGGCUUCUUCACCGAGGAGCUGGUCAUCAUGGGGGCACCAGGAUCUUAUUACUGGACAGGAACAGUCAAAGUGCUGAAUCUCACUGACAACAUGUAUUACAAACUGAAUGAUGAUGCUGUAAUAGCCAGGCGUUACACCUACCUUGGAUACGCGGUGACAGCAGGUCAUUUCUCUCAGCCGACUUCCACGGACGUCGUGGGAGGAGCUCCCCAGGAUGGAGGCAUCGGAAAGGUUUAUAUUUUCAGAACAGAUAGGCGAUCAGGGUCUUUGGUGAAGAUUUUUCAGGCAUCAGGAAAAAAGAUGGGCUCUUACUUUGGCUCCUCCUUAUGUGCAGUUGAUCUGAACUCUGACGGGCUGUCAGACCUGCUGGUCGGAGCACCUAUGUUUUCUGAGAUCAGAGAUGAGGGUCAAGUCACAGUCUAUAUCAACAGAGGAAAUGGAGUGCUGGAUGAGCAGCUUGUUCUGGAUGGUGAUGGUGCCUACAACGCGCACUUUGGGGAGAGCAUGGCUGCCCUCGGCGAUAUCGAUGAUGAUGGGUUCCCAGAUGUUGCCAUUGGGGCGCCUAAGGAGGAUAACUACAUAGGAGCGGUUUAUAUUUAUCAUGGAGAUGCCAAUGGUAUUGUACCCAAGUACUCUAUGAAGCUGUCUGGGCAAGCAAUAAACCCAAUGCUGCGGAUGUUCGGCCAGUCCAUAUCGGGGGGAGUUGAUAUGGAUGGCAAUGGCUACCCAGAUAUGACUGUUGGAGCCUUCUUGUCAGACAAUGUGGUACUCCUAAGAUCCAGACCUGUCAUCACCAUGGACAUCUCAAUUUUUCUGCCAGCAUCCAUCAAUAUCACAGCUCCUCAGUGCCAUGAUGGUUUGCAGCCUGUGAACUGCCUCAAUGUCACAGCAUGCUUUCGCUUCAGUGGCAAGCAUGUUCCUGGAGAAAUAGGUUUGAAUUAUAACCUGACUGCUGAUGUGGCAAAGAAGGAAAAGAGCCAGCAACCCAGAGUUUACUUUGUGACUUCUGGAGAGACAGUGGGACAGGUCACAGAGAAGUUACAACUGUUGUACAUGCAGGAAAAGUGUGAGCAUUACCUAGCGUAUGUCAAGAGAAGAGUCAAAGAUGUCAUAUCUCCAAUUGUAUUUGAAGCUGCUUACAGUCUUGGGGAGCAUGUGCUAGAAAGAGGUAAAGAAGACAAGGAACUACCUCCUCUCAAGCCCGUUCUCCGCUGGAAGAAAGGACAAAAGAUAGCACAAAGGAAUCAGACUGUUUUUGAGAGGAACUGUCAAUCUGAUGACUGUGCUGCUGAUUUGAAACUUCAGGGUAAAUUACUGCUAUCUAGUGUUGAUGACAGGACUGCCUACCUGGCCCUGGGAGCAGUGAGGAACAUCUCACUUAACAUUUCCAUCUCUAACAUUGGGGACGAUGCCUACGACACCAAUGUUUUCUUCAACUUUUCUGGGGAGCUCUUCUUCAUCAAAAUGUGGCAAAAGGAGGAGCUGGGCAUUGCCUGUGAGUUGUUGGAAUCAGACUUCCUCAAGUGCAGUGUGGGAUUUCCUUUCAUGAGAUCGAAAUCUAGGUACGAGUUCAGUGUGAUCUUUGACACAAGUCACUUGUCUGGGCAAGAAGAAACACUUACCUUCCUUGUCACUGCCCAAAGUGGUAACCUAGAACACACAGAGUUUCUGCAUGAUAAUACUCUAACCUUGUCAGUGCCCCUGAUGCAUGAAGUGGACUCAUCUAUCAAUGGAGAAGUCUUUCCUACUUCCUUUUUCUAUGGUGAUUCUGUGGAAGCAUCCAACUUUGUUCAGCUAGAAAACCACGAAUGCCUUUUCCAGUCUCUCAACUUCACACUGCAGGUUUACAAUGCUGGACCAAGCACUCUUCCUGGCGCUUUUCUUGACAUUUCAUUUCCAAACCGCCUUUCUGCUACUGGAGCUGAAAUAUUUCAUGUUCAGCAGAUGAUGGUUGGUCAGGACAAAGGAAACUGCUCUUUUCACAGAAACCGCAGUCCUUGUGUUGUUCCUCAAGAGAAUGAAAAUAUUUUCCACACAAUAUUUGCUUUUUUCACAAAGUCUGGCAGAAAAGUAUUGGACUGUGAAAGACCAGGGAGGUCCUGCUUGAUUAUACACUGCAACUUAAGUUCACUAGCAAAAGCAGAGUCUUGUGAUAUAAGUAUUUACACGCUGCUGAACACAGAAAUACUGAAGAAGGACAGUUCAUCAGUCAUUCAGUUUGUCACAAGGGCAAGGGUGCAGGUGGACCCUGACCUCAGGGUUGUAGAGGUGCCCAAUGGGAGUCCAGAAGAAAAGCCAGAGUGCUCUUCUGAAGCAGAACGACUGCCUUCUGUGAAUGCUGGUGUGAAGGGAUGAUGAAGAGACUGGACUUCGCUAUGUCCAAACCUGGCAAAUACCUCCAAGUGUCUGUUGUCAAAGUGAGGGAUGCAAAGCUGAGUAAAUGAAGGGAGAGCCCCAACUAAAAUGCACGCAGUUCCUGCGGCAAAAUGCCCUUUAAAAAGCUGCAGGUUCCCUGCUGCUGAUUUAAGCUGUCUAGUUUUAAGCUCAGCACAUGUACAUUUCAUUAAGCCUUUGAACUGUUCUCUCCUCCUGGGUAAUGUUCACUGUUCUCUCAUUUUCUGACCAGUCACCCCAUGAUUAAUGCAACACAUGCAAGCAUUUUUUUGUUCAGGAUUUAUGUUUGCGACAAUGUGCAAAUAUAUUUGACAGAAAACAGCAAAAACAAAAAACGAUAAAAUCAAAGUUUAUUGCAUGAAGAACUACAGGGUGUUCUGAGAGGUCUUUAUAUGCAUAAAUAUAUAUGCAGAGUGAUUUAAAGGCAUAUUUCCAAGCAUUAGCUGGUAGGCAGCUUUAGCUGUCUACCUGCGACUGAACUUGGAAGACUCCUACCAUUGGCCUGUUACCCAUGUUGGGGUCAGAAGGAGCAGGCUGUGGUACUCUGCCUGAACCUGGAUGGGAUAUCCUAGCCUUUUUUAAAGCACGUGGAAAUACCUCUUCUUCUCAGCAAUCCCAAUCCACUACCCUCACCCCCUUGCCUUUUAGACGUACUGAGCAUUUUAGGCACCUGUUCUCUCCAGCUUACCUUUGAGAUGGAUAGAGCUUCCUCCUACCUAGCCUGGCUGAAGCCAGAUGUGAGCCUUUUCCAGAAGCUGCGAAGCCCCCUUUCUAGCAGGUUAUUUGUAGCCUUUUUGUUUUCACUGGGCUUGGUUUUUGUUUUCUUGUUUUACCUUUCCAUCUGCUACUGUAACAAUCCCUUUAGAGAUUGUUUUGUCUUAACUGUGCAGUCUAGCAGGUUGAAACACAGAGUUGAGUAAAGGAACAGAACUAUACAGAAAAACAACAUACAGAAAAUUUCAUGGUGUUAGACACAAACAGGUAGAAAGGAUACUUCAGGUCUGUAUUCCUCAAGAGCUUCCAACUUUUUUGUUAGUAAAUGUAAGUAUUUAUAGAUAACACAUACUAUAGAUAUGAUGUGCAUAUACACAUAUGGAUGGAUAUGUGUGAGAAUUAUAUCUUUACUGGAAGUCCCCUCAAGUAUAAUGGCACUUGAAUAGACUAGUCUGGCAGCAGUGCAGCGUGGUUUGAAACACCAGAAAUAUUUUGGGUGAUAACACAGAAAUAAAAUAGUGUUUUUGAUAAACUCAGGCCUUUCCUGGUGCUGGGCUUCAUGACACAAACACAUAAAAUUCAAGUAGUGUGGAUAAGCAAAAAAUAAAUGCUUUUUAGCAGGGAGAAAGGAACAUUUUACAAUUACUCAUUUCUAACCAAAUUUUGCUGAGUUAUGUUUCUUGUCUUCCUGACUCCCAGUGCAACAACAUGCUCCUAUUCUGCUAAGGGCUUAAGCAUAGUAUGAGCUUCAGGUAUUUGUGGAUUUCCUGAUCAGUUAGGUUGUAAAGCUCUUGCCUACAUACUUUACUGAAAUAAGACACUAAAAACAUAUCUGAUCCUUUUUGAUUUAUUCACUAUCAGAAUAUAACAAGUGAUUGGCACCGGUAGAAGAUGCCCUUGUCCAUACACAUUCAACCUUUCAGAAGUCGCUGGUAGGGUACAGUUCUCCAUUAAUUUACAGCAGGGCAAUUAUAUUGUGUAAAACUUGAUUAACACUUGAGCUAUGUACAGCUAAAAGGCAGUCUAAGCUGCCUCCCAGGCUUUCCUGCUUUCAGAUCCCACUAAUACAGCAUGAAAUGCAAAUGAUAAAUAUGAAACUAAAACUCCUCAUACAUUGUCAAGACAACUGUGUUUUUUUGUGGCCUUUCCCUCAUGUUUGGUCAGAGGCUGAAAACAAGCCUACAAUCCACUCCAUAUUUUAUGGCUGUUGCAUGUACUUUCUCCAAACCAGGCAGCUACUGCCCCUACUGCCCUCUCUCAGAUGCUUUUUCACACACAACCCCUUAUCUUCUGCAUCAGUCCCUGUUAUCACUCCCAUCUUCUCCACAAGUCAUGGCUGUGGGAUGUGCACUGAGCUGGGCACUGCCUUGUGCUCCCUGCCCUGUCGUCUGCCCCACAGGGGCUGUGCUGCUGGAGUGGCUGGGAUGAGGAGGCCAAGUUUGCCCAAGGCUUGCUUUCAGAGGCUGUGCAACGGUCCACAGGUCCAAUGCCAGGCAGUGGCUUGUGCAUUUCUUUUUGGUGACAUCACCCUCUCUGCCUUCAACCUCCUCCUCUCCAGGAUGACUUGCUUCCCUCCCUUCCACCACUUUUCGUACUGAUUCUUCCCUGACACUUCCAACGUGUGAUGAACACAAACCAGAUGCUCCCAGUCUGGUUUGUCUGGGGCUUGGUUGGUUGGUUGGUUUUGUUCAUUUUUGGUUUUGGGGUGUUUUUUGGCUGCUUUGUUUUGUUUGCUUCUUCAGCAAAGGUCAUUGCUGUGACUGCAUAUUAAUGCAGGCAGUUUUUGAUGGCUUGAGAGGGAUAAGGACAUUAAAAUGCAUGACAUCUUUGCUCCUUUCCAAACCACAAAGCCAUGAACAAGGUAUUUUUCAUGCCUGUCAGUUGGUUCCAGACUGCAAGAAGGCAAACUGAUAAGAAGCUGUUGUUACUCUCUACUCUCUCAGUUACGAUAGCUUGAUCUAUGACUGCAUAAGACAGAGCCAAGCUAUUCUAGCCAGUGCACUUCAAACCCCAGAUGUGGGGCUUUUGAUAUAGAGAUGAUGUAUGAUUUGCUCAUUCCAGCUCUUACUGUCUCUUUUGGCAGCACAAGGUACAGGUCUACUGUGCUACAAGUUGUGUUAUGUUAACAUUUACUCUCCAAGUAGUGGAGAGAAGACACCACCUCAUCUUGCAUCCAGUGACUGUUUAAAAGGUCUCCUUUCACUGAAGAUGACAGUGCCUAAUGUGUUAGAAGUUUAUUGGUUUUUUGUUUUGUUUUGUUUUUGUUUUUGUUUUUUUUCUUUUAGUGUCCUAAAGGAAAAUAACAUUAUUGCCUUAUUAUCUAAGAAAUAGUCAUCUGACUUGUCUCUGCAAGAUGGAUGCUAACCAUAGCCUCUGUGACAAAUGGACUGCCACAUCAGAUCAUCUUUACAAGCUGGCUCAGAAAUAGGGAGAAGGCACAAGACUUGUCUUUGGUCUCUCUGUCUGGUAUUUCCCUUACAUGUCUUGGCUCUGAUGGAGACUGCUGCCUAGGAAACUUUCUCUGUUCAGUAAGAUAUCUUAAAAAGCUUGACAAAGGCUUUGUGCUGAUGUAUGAAAUGCUAAAAUGAUUCUUUUUCUCAGAGAGCUGGUCCAUGUUUGAGAGCUAUUUUGAGCAUUGCAGUACUGGUUAUAGCAACAUGUUUGGAAAAUGCUAUCUAUGUAUAGUAGCAAUCCUGUCUAUUUGUUGUUUUCAUUUCUUGUUGUCAUCAUAUAUCUGACAAUAUCUCAUUGACAGAAAAAACAGUGAAUGUGAAUCAGCUAUAUUGAAAUUCCUCCACCAGGAAAGUUGUGGUCUUAAUCCAUGUUAGUCUGUGAAACUGAGAUCAAGUAUCUUUAUGAGUACUUCUUUAUGGGAGCACCAUGACAAAAUGUAGCCCAAUCCAUUUGUUUCUGUCACACCUGUGCCUUUAAUUUUUGUGGGUGUUUGCUGAAGCUGGGUAUGCUUAUGGAAACAGAGAAAUGUCUGUUAGAAGGACCUCUGAGGGGCCAUCUUCUCCCAUUUCCCCUUCAAACCAGGACUGUUGCCCACAGCAGCUCAGGAUCCCCAUGGCUUUGCCUGAACCUUCGAAACCUAUAAGGAUGGAGAACCCAGAGCCUUGUUGCGGCCUCUUCCAACUUGGGGUUGCGUAACUGUGUCUGACUCUAACUCCUGGAUUUUCAUGUGCUUUUAACUAUUUUUUUUGUUUUGUUUUGUUUAAAAGAUUGAUUUAAUGAUUCCUAUCUGUGAAAGAGUUUGGAUGUUAUUUAGCAAAGAUGAGGUUUGUGAAGGAGGGAGGAAAACUCACUACGUUACCUUCCAAAGCAAAUCAAACCAAAGCCAGAUAAAGCAAACAUGUACUACCUUUAAAAAAGAUUGCCUCUCUGCAUUUGUUGGAUAUUAAAUUGCAAAAUUUAACAAAGAAAUAGCCAACACUGAAGAGAACUCUUUUUGAGUUCUCCACUGAGGAGCUGAUUUUGAUUGAAACAAGAGACUGGAAAUUCACACAGUGUAUACAUUUGGUAUAAUCUGCUCCCAUUUUCUUCUUAGAGCAGGCAGUUAAGGAGAGCACUUUGUAGGAUGUGUUUCCCUGUCAUACAUGCUGUACAAAAAGAGAGAAGAGAACAGCAGGGGACUGCUCUUUGCAUUCGCAGAAGAACUCAUAAUUACACGUGCCCUUCUAUCUUUCCUACAAUGCAUCUUGUGAAGCACAGCAGGGACUAUACAUAUUCAAUAGGGAUAUAUGCAAGUUGUCCUAAUUUUUCUGUGAAAAAAGUUAACACGCUUAGCAUACAUGAGUGUUUCAUGUGAAGCAUUGGGGCGUUUUGUGGGGCUGGGAACCCCAAAAUUAUGAUAAUUAAGGCAGACCCUGCAAGGUGUCAAGUCAAUCCCUGCCACUCCAGGGCUUGCUGUUUUUCAUGCAAAACUUUGUGCACUUAUGGUGGCCCAGCACCAGAAAAAACUCAGUGCCUGGAAUGGGAUAGAAGAGCUGGAAGAAUAAGGGUUGUUUUGGAGAAGGCUCUGAUACCCUUUGAAUUGAGCACAUGGCUACUUAAAUUCCACUUGAAAGCUUUAAAUCCCUGCAAAAAAUAGACAGAAAGCAUGAAAUUAAGGGCACGUUCCAUAUUUGUUUGACAGACGAAAUAUGAUCAGUGAGGCCACCAUCCAAUAUAUUUAAUAAGAUGAGUACAAGAGAAAACAAUGCAAGUUCCAAUCAUAAAAAUAUCUUUUUCUAAUUGC
Messenger RNA from Anas platyrhynchos (mallard), 8058 nucleotides. The record is from RefSeq and is a predicted model, not a curated record. Lineage: Eukaryota; Metazoa; Chordata; Aves; Anseriformes; Anatidae.